Spodoptera exigua (beet armyworm) is the source of this 1269-nucleotide messenger RNA. The record is from the annotation of a GenBank genome assembly. Lineage: Eukaryota; Metazoa; Arthropoda; Insecta; Lepidoptera; Noctuidae.
AUGGGUCCCAAUAAGUCUGAUGAUCAGACGGGGUUGCGGGGCAAGCGCAAUGAGGCACCGCGACCUCGGCCCAGAGCUGGAGAAGGAACAGGGGGGCUCUUUGAGGCGCGGAACUACCCCGCCGCAACCUCCCAAAACCGCUGCAACUCCUGUGCACCAAGAUCUACAGUAGAUACAACCAUGAAAACACCGGAACUGAAGUCCAGCGCGUCCCAGGGACAUAAUGACCGUCUUGGAUCCCUCGACGAAAUAAAUCAGAAGAUUUUAUUUGAGGAGAAGAGUUUAAUAAGAUUGUGGAAAACCGGCUUGAAACACAGCUUGUGUUUCACCGUGCUGAUGACGUGUAUCCUCAUUUUAGACAGAGAGUUACCUGGUGAAGUUGAAGGGAUCUCCAUGUACAAUCCUCAUAUCCCCUAUCUCUCAAUCCCUAAUAACCCACAAGAGGUCGACAACGCACUUGUAGUAACUCCUUUGGUACUACGAGUGUCCAUGGGCGGCGCUGAUUGCUUACCAUCAGAUGAAGAUGAUGAAGAUUAUGAUGAUGAUGAAGAUGAUGAUGAUGAUGGUAAAGAUUAUGAUGGUGGUAAAGAUUAUGGUGGUAAUGAUAAUGAUGCAGAUAAAGACGAUGAUGACGACGGUGACGACGAUGAUGAUGAUGAUGACGAUGAUGAAGAUGAUGGCGAAGUUGUUGAUGAUGAUGACGAUGAUGAUUAUUAUAAUGAUGAUGAAGGUGAUGAUGAAGAUAAUGAUGACGAUGAUGAAGAUGAAGUUGAUGAGGAUGAUUAUGACAUUGAUGAUGGUGAAGUUGAUGAUGAUGAUGAAGAUUAUGAUGAUGACGAUGUUGAUGAUAUUGAUGAUAAAGAUGAUGAUGACGAUGAUAAAGAUGAAGUUGAUGAGGAUGAUUAUGACGAUGAUGACAUUGAUAAAGAUGAUGGUGAAGUUGAUGAUGAUGACGAUGAAAAUGAUGAUGACGAUGUUGAUAAUAUUGAUGACAAUGAUGAUGAAGAUUAUGAUGACGAUGAUGAAGAUGAAGUUGAUGAGGAUGAUUAUGACGAUGAUGACAUUGAUAAAGAUGAUGGUAAAGUUGAUGAGGAUGAUUAUGACGAAGAUGACAUUGAUAAAGAUGAUGGUGAAGUUGAAGAUGUUGACGAUGAAAAUGAUGAUGACGAUGUCGAUGAUAUUGAUGAUAAUGAUGAUGACGAUGAUAAAGAUGAAGUUGAUGAUGAUGACGAUGAAAAUGAUGAUGUGAUGAUUAUGAUGACGAUGUGA